Molecule: messenger RNA, 390 nt
Organism: Moneuplotes crassus
Lineage: Eukaryota; Ciliophora; Spirotrichea; Euplotida; Euplotidae
Source: the annotation of a GenBank genome assembly
UUGGUCAUGAAAACCCUCAAUAGGAAAAGAAAAGGGCUGAAUCAGGACCAAUCAGGUGCAAUUUUGUUAACCAAAAUUCGCACAAAUAAACCUAUGAGAUCGAAGACAAAUGGCAAUAGCAUGCAAUCGUUUGUGUUCCAUGGGAAGGAGAAGAUCUCUCAAAGCGAAAUCAGUGAUGAAGAAAUUGAAAAUAUCAAAAUGGAAGAGAAAAGUUUGAUGAAGCCUCCAAAAUUAGCAGAGACACCUAUCAACAUUCUUGAGAAGAACAGUCCUUCUCAAAAAUCUCCUGAAGUGGUGAUUUACCCUCAGAGCAGAAAUCUGAAACAUUUGAGUAAUCAUCAACCCUUGCAUCGUUUUUACUUUAUGAAAAUUGUUAAUUUGGAACAAUAA